AUGGGUCGCCCGCCACAAGGCGCACACAUCAUCUGCCCCUGCGUUCUUCAAGCUGCCUGCUGCUGCUCCCGACAUGACUGCUGGCAAAAAGAAGAGCUGCCAGUUGCCGGCUCUCUGAUCUCUCUGAGCAACUACGAUGGAUCGUCGGCGCCCGCUGUCCAUAGUCCAAGCGUGCGUCGUCUGGUCGUCCAAGGUGACUCGUCCACGCGUACCCAACUGCCAUCCCCAAGCUGUCGUCACGCCUCGGCCCAAUUGCCGCUACCCUCCAGCGCUCUGUCCCAAGUCUCAAGUGUCGCCCAUCAAUGCUGGCCCACGCUUCCGCCGACGCCUACGCGCCAAUCGGUGGUAGCUGAGCACUGCAGUGACAGCUAUGAGGCUGGCCUCGGCCAAGGUACGACUAUGGCGAUCUAG
Plenodomus lingam JN3 is the source of this 411-nucleotide messenger RNA. The record is from RefSeq and is a predicted model, not a curated record. NCBI's taxonomy places the organism in Eukaryota, Fungi, Ascomycota, Dothideomycetes, Pleosporales, Leptosphaeriaceae.